Molecule: messenger RNA, 2217 nt
Organism: Daucus carota subsp. sativus
Lineage: Eukaryota; Viridiplantae; Streptophyta; Magnoliopsida; Apiales; Apiaceae
Product: RNA polymerase sigma factor sigB
Exons: 7
Coding region: 188-1918 (576 amino acids)
Biological process (GO): regulation of DNA-templated transcription; DNA-templated transcription initiation
Molecular function (GO): DNA-binding transcription factor activity
Source: RefSeq, a predicted model, not a curated record
UCUCUGUCUAUCUCUUAUCCAUAUUUAUAUAUCACUUGAUCAUCCAUCUGUCUCAUUUCUCCCCAUCUUCUAUAUUACAUAUGGUACCAUAAUCUCUCCCAAAGGUCUGAUUCCAUACAUUCUUACCAGACAUACUUGUAUACAUGAAUGUCCCUUGUAUAAUCCUAUAUGUGUAGAUAGCAGGAACAUGUCUUGUCUGCUGCCACAGUUCAAGUGUUCAUUUUCCAUUCACUUGAGACCCCUUCUUCACCAAACUUCCACUCAACCUUUAAAAGACAGAGAGCCUUUCUACUUUCGAGCACAGUGCUCAGCAACAGUAACAACGGUACUUGAUAUACCAUCUUUAGAAGCUCAUUCAAAUCCAGUUGCAGCUAACAGACCAUGGUCACCGUCGACAUCAACUGCAGUGCUCGAUCUGGAAAAGCUACACUUAGCUUCUUUAGGAAUCCAUUCUGAUUUUGCCGCCACAAACAGGCCAUGGACAUACGUUAGUGAUAUAGACCCUGCCCUCGAGGCAUCUUUUGGAGCAUCUUUGCCUACAAAAACUUCUCUUACAAGUAAAGAGGCUGUUAUAGCUGCUGCAGCUUUGGAAGCAGUUGCUCUAGCAAGGGAAGCUGCAAAGACUGCUAAAGAUGCAGUGAUGAUGGUUAACCAUAUAAACUCAACAACAUCAUAUAUAAAGGCCUUAGCUGAAAGGCCUCAGCCUCAAUUAAGACAGACAGUAGACACGAUGGUAGUAGGAGAGUCAGAAGUAGCUCAAUCGGAGUGUGUAUCUGAUGUCGUGGAGCCAACAGCUGAAGAAGCAGAACUUCUGCAGGCAGAACUUGUAAAAAGUAUAGCUGUGAGAUCGAGGCGUCAACCACAACGGAAAGCCAGACGAGCAAGAGCAGCUAAGAAUACUUCAGCCACUGUAGUUUCUGUAAAAUCUGGUUCCAGUAGCCAAAAAAGGCGUGGUUCACGAGAGAUAGACCACUCUGACCCACUGCGGUAUUUAAGACAAACAAGUACUUCUUCCAUACUUCUCACUGCAACUGAAGAACGUGAGUUGUCAAAAGGAAUUCAGGUUCUGUUAAGAUUGGAAAAAAUUUACAAGGAGCUUAGUGAACGUUAUGGGGGUGAGCCUAGUUUCAUGCAGUGGGCUCUUGCAGCUGGUGUGGAUCAAACUACCUUGAGGAGACAAAUAAACUAUGGAACCUUCUGCAAGGAUAAAAUGAUCAUGAGUAAUGUGCGGCUUGUUGUUUCAAUUGCCAAAAAGUAUGUCGGAACUGGAAUGAAUUUCCAAGAUCUUGUUCAGGAAGGUUGUCGAGGGCUUGUAAGAGGAGCAGAGAAGUUUGAUGCUUCAAAGGGGUUUAAAUUCUCAACCUAUGCUCACUGGUGGAUAAAACAAUCAGUUCGAAAGUUUCUCUCUGAUCAAUCUAGAACUAUACGUUUACCUUUCCACAUGGUUGAUGCAACCUUUAAGGUGAAGGAAGCCAGAAAGAAUCUGUACAAUGCAAAUGGAAGAAAAGCUAGUAAUGAAGAAAUUGCAGAGGCAACUGGACUCUCUAUGAGGAGACUGUCUGCUGUCUUGCUAGUACCUAAAGCUCCACGAUCUCUUGACCAGAACAUCGGGUUCAGCCUAAAUCUUAAACCUUCUGAAAUAACUGCAGACCCUGAAGCAGAAACGUCGGAAGAGUUAUUAAUCAAGCAAUCUAUGAGACAGGACCUCGAGAAGGUACUGAACUCACUGAAGCCACGAGAGAAACAAGUGGUUAUAUGUCGUUUUGGACUAGAUGAUGGGAGGAUGAAGACAUUGCAAGAGAUUGGCGAACUUAUGGGGGUAAGCAGAGAAAGAAUACGACAAAUUGAGUUGUGUGCGUUUAGAAAGUUGAAGAAUAAGAGAAGAACAAAACGUUUGCACCAAUAUCAGCUUGCAUGAAUUCCCACCCAUAUCUUGUGUAUAUCAAAAAUCAUACUAGAGGAACACUCAAAUCCCAAUAACCUACCUUCGACGUGGAGGCUUCCAUGGCUGUAUUUCAGAUCACAGAAUGGAAACAAACACACGAUUAUAUAUAUAUCUACACAUUUUUUUUUUAACUUUCAACAGAAUUGUAGAAUCUUGUGUAUAGAAACAAAAAAUAUUUGAAUUAGAGCACUGUCAAAUUCUGUACAUGGAAACCUUAAUGCUCAACCAACAUGUUACAGUUCAAUUAUGGUUAAAGGUUGCUUUUAGCGAAA